Molecule: messenger RNA, 693 nt
Organism: Babesia bigemina
Lineage: Eukaryota; Apicomplexa; Aconoidasida; Piroplasmida; Babesiidae
Exons: 3
Coding region: 1-693 (230 amino acids)
Source: RefSeq, a predicted model, not a curated record
AUGGCGCGAGACCGGUUGUGGCUAUCCGACGUCGCGGAGGGUGUGCCUGCGACGUGGUAUCGCAGCACGUUCUCCGCGUACGUGCCGACGCGCAGGGAGGUGGAGACCGGCGUGCGGUCGAUUCCCACCCAGCUGGUGCACCCUGACGGCUCGUUCAGCGUGGGAGUGGACGUGGAGUCGAUCGACCCGCAGAAGCAUGGAGCAAGUCGCUUGCAAAAUGGUACAGUGCCGGUCCCCUGUGAGCCAACGCACGCAGCAACAGACGAGGAGGAGGAGGAGGAAUAUUCGCUCGUAGUGUACGCCUCCGGGAGAGAAGCACGCAAGCGCGCCGUGGCGCAAGACCACCCUUUGAUUCUGCUCUCCUGCACCGUCUACGCGGUGAUGGUGCUCUGGCUAGGGCCGUUCGCAACGCUCUCCCCGGACGCCACCGAGAGGACCACGACGCUGCUGUGGCUGUGCUGGUUCUCCGUGCUCGACGUGGUAGCGCUGAUGUGCGUGCUCUGGUAUUUCGGCUACUUCGAGCUCCUGAGCAUCAACACGGCGCUGCUGGCCUGCGUUUUGGCCGUGCUUCUGCCACACAUCGAGAGCGUCUAUUCGGUCGCCCUGGCCUUCGCGCACGUGUUAACGCUGCUGCUCACCUACUACUCGUUGUCCAAGUGCGAGCACAGGAUGUUCGUCAUCCCGAACUUCUGA